Molecule: messenger RNA, 3714 nt
Organism: Mesorhabditis belari
Lineage: Eukaryota; Metazoa; Nematoda; Chromadorea; Rhabditida; Rhabditidae
Source: the annotation of a GenBank genome assembly
AUGGUGAAAGAGCUGUCGAACAAUAACAAUGAGCUUUUCGAGAUUUGCCGUAAGAAUGACCUCGAGAAGUUGCAGUAUUGGUUGACGCUAAAAAGGAGUAAACGGCCGAGGACACCGCUGAAUUUCCUUCGAUCAACCACCCCGAACUCAGCAUGGCUCGCAGCGAUCCGCGAUCCCAACUCUCAAUACACCGUUCUGCACACCGUCGCUUUACACGGCUAUGAGGCUGUCUGCCAAACUCUCAUCGAAAGCGACGUGCAGCUUUGCUCAGCCAAAGAUAAACGCGGUUGUUUACCGCUUCAUUUGGCCGCCUGGAAUGGCCAUCUUGGAAUUGUGAAACUCCUCUGCGAGGCAGCCCGUUCGACAAUCGAUUCUCCGAACAAUGCCCAAGAAACAGCGAUGCAUCUAGCUGCUCAACACGGCCACUCUAGGAUUGUGCAAAUGUUGAUCGAUUACGGAGCUGACGCUAGCGUUCGAAAUGCUCGUUGUGAGACCCCGUUGGACAUUGCGGCCAGGACAGGGCACGCGUCGGUGGUGAAAAUACUCGUCACCCUGUGCCCGGAUCUAGCGCUACAGUCAGCCGUCGAGUGCGCCUCAACAGCUGAAAAUGGUCGCUCAGCCCCGAUGGUUGUUUAUCCAAUUCACGCAGCUGCAAGGCAUUCACAUAUUCAAUGUCUACAAAUGCUCAGAUUUGCUGGCUUUGAUCUUAACUAUGUGACUGAUGAGGGAAGCGCCCUUCACGUGGCUGCAAUGUUCGGACAAAUCGAGGCCGUCAAGUAUUUGAUCGAAGAAGGCAUCAAUCCGCACAUCAAAGAUUCGCGUGGUCGAUCGGUGUUGGAGAUGCUGGACGAGCACGAGAAUCAGCGAGCCUCCGAUCUCACGCAAGUCAUUCAGAGUCGAGACGGGUGGCGACAUUGUCGACGAUUGAUACAGACCUACAUUCAAAAAUGUGGUCAUUUGAACUCGUCAAGCGACAGUGGAAUCGAUCGUCCUGACGCUGAUCGUUCGCCAAAAGAAGUUAUUUGGAGACCCUUGCCCAGCACGAGUAGAGCCGCCAAUGACGCAACGCGAUCAAAUAAAUCAGCGUCACCAUCCUCAAAUUUUCGUCCGCCAUCGAUUCGAGCUGAAUUGAUCGAUCUCGAUCAAAUUGAAGACCCAAAUAGCACAAUAUCGAUAUCGACAAAGGAUGAUCAAGAUUCUAUAAGUCAAAUCUCACCCUGUUCCACCAAUUAUUCAACGGGCUCAAGAUGGAGCUCGAGGAUGAGCGAUGGGAGAACGCCAAGAUUUCCCCUCACUUCGCCGAACACAAAAUCUCGUCACUCGAGCGUAAAACGCUUCCCGGAGACGAUGCCCGCAUCGAUGAGCAUCGCCAGGACAAACACUUUACCGACAAGGGCUUCGAUUUUGCCAGUGUCAAAUGGUGCUAGCUGCGUUUACAAGCCGCCGCCUGGUGUCGAGCCGAAACGAGUGCUGCAAAGUGAUGGCACAUCGCACACUUAUAAUCCUGGAUUCUCGUAUGAUAAUGUACCGUCGAAUAGGCAAUGGGUUCAUGACUGUAAUGACCCGCGAGAGUUGGGCCUUCCACCGGCAAUCCGCGCGAUUCCCACGAGAUCCGACGGAACGCAGACACUCCCAGCACCGAGAAACCGAAAUCGACCAAAUGUUCUCCAAACGUUUUCCUCGAUUCAAGAAGAUCCAAUAGCUCCAGUGAGCUUUACGGAUCGUCCACUUCACGAGACUUCUCCGAGCUACGGUCGAUCAGUCACCCAAUUGAAUGGCACUUUGGAGAAAAAUCGCGAGGGAUCGAUCACGUCAAAUGGAAGUGUCGAGAGGAAAAUUGGUCCAGUCACCAAGCCGCCAGCUGUGCCGAAAAUCGUGGCUCGUUGGUCUCGGAACCUUGAUCGAGAGGAUUCUCUGGGCUUGGGUAACGUUUUGGACACAAGAGAGCCAUCAGUCUUCACAUUUGCUUGUUCGACACUUGGAAGACAAUCAAACUCCCCUCCAUCUGUUUCAUAUUCUGAUGGCAGAGCUCCUCUGGCAAUUCCCGAAGAAUUGACCCGUUCCACAUCCACAUCGAUCAUGUCAAAUAGCAUGUCACCUGAAAGAACAAUCAAUUCUUCAGAGAAGAGAAUCUCUAACACCGAGCAAAGCUCUGUGAGGACCGAGAGAAGUGUCGAGACAAUCCACGAUCCGAAACGGGAUCACUCCCUUUCGGAUACAAUUCGUCUCUCUUUCCCCCUCGAUUCCCAUCCUCAAUCCGAUCCUCCAUCACCGCAAACCAGUCAAUCACAAAUCUUCGAUGCACUUUGUGGAUCGGAAAGCUUCCGCGGGACGAGACGCAUUCCAUCGACCACCUCGAUGGGAAGUGAGAGCACGGCCGCAUCGACUUGCUCGCUGCCAUUGAUCAGCCAAAUCUCCACCACUCCACCGUCAUCGAGUAGCCCGCAAAAGGAGCCGUCGACGAAACAGAUUAGCACCGACACAAGCAGCUCGAUUGAGGUUAAAAUGAGAGGGAUCUCGUUGAAAGGAAUGAAUGGAUUAAACGGAAAUGAAACGGCUAGAUCAUUGAAUGAAACAGCUGAAUGGAAUAAGAUCAACGCGAUUCUCGGCUCAUUCGGCGGUGCUGUUUGUCGGGAGUCCGUGUUCGCCUCUCGUUACGAGCCCCAAGUGGCCGUUUUCCUUCGCGAUCGUCACUCUCGUGCUCUGACCAUCCAGAAGAAGCUCUGCUCCCCCUUUGAAAAGCCAUUGAGCGUUCCUGAUUGGUUAAACAUCGUUGUCGGUGUGCCACAGCCAAGAGCAAUCGAUGCGGGCAAAGUUCUCGUUGAUCGCGGCUUUGACAAGAGCAGCCAAAUGAAAAUCUCCCUCAACCGUGCACUCCUUCACGAGAUCGGCAUCGACAAAGUGACUCAAGGCGAGCUUCUCAACUAUUUGGAGACCAUCGACUUCGAGACAACUUCUGCAAAUUCAUUCAACUAUAUCUCCGACUGGUUGUGCUCUCUCGAAUUGACCGAUUAUUUGGGAAAUUUUCUUUCAAACGGCUUCAAAUCGAUGCUCAUCGUGCGCGCGGCCGAGUUGAACACGAAAAAGUUGAAUGAAAUGGGUAUCACAAAGCCUGGGCAUAUCCAUCGAAUUCUCGGCUCUUUGGCUCGCGCUCGCGACGAAGAGAAAAGGGAUACAAUGGAGAGGAAAGAGAAAUUGAAGAAACAGAUUGCUCUUGAGAAAAUGAGCUCUCCAAUUCCUCCACCGGGCGAUCAAAUCGAUUAUUCUCAAACGGCUACUUUCAGCGCUCAUUACUUGGGAAGUGUCGAGAUCUCGAAUAUUGAUGGAACUGAGGAAAGUCGACGAGCUAUGAAUAAAUUAAAGCGUCAAAUCCGAGAGAUCGCCAAGGUCCCACAGGUUCAUUUGGAGAUUUCAGUGGAUGGAGUGAAUGUGCAUGAUGCGACGACAAAACGAACGAUGACCUCUCAUCCGAUCAGUCAAAUUCAAAUCGUUUGCCAGGAUGAGCGAGAUCUCAACUGUUUUGCCUACAUUACCCAGGAUAUCGAUCGCAAUUUUGCGCAUGUGUUUUGCGUGUUGACAGCGGAUGUGGCCACGGAGAUCAUCAUGACAUUGGGCAGCGCUUUCGAGAUGGCCUACAAUCUCCAACGCACAAAACGGCGAUCACAAACAGAGCCCGAGAAUGGGCAAGGCUCUGUCGAAGAAAUCUCUGAUGUU